Molecule: messenger RNA, 3441 nt
Organism: Salvelinus namaycush (lake trout)
Lineage: Eukaryota; Metazoa; Chordata; Actinopteri; Salmoniformes; Salmonidae
Product: Krueppel-like factor 6
Exons: 4
Coding region: 247-1092 (281 amino acids)
Biological process (GO): regulation of transcription by RNA polymerase II
Molecular function (GO): DNA-binding transcription factor activity, RNA polymerase II-specific; RNA polymerase II cis-regulatory region sequence-specific DNA binding
Source: RefSeq, a predicted model, not a curated record
AGAGUGUCGACGGACUUUCAGGGAGUUCACUGUUUGCUAUUAGAGCAAGCAAGAAAGAGCGUUCCCCGAAGAACACUUUCAUUAUCACCACUGGAAGGCGAUAUGGUCAGACCUACUUCUCUCAACUUUUUUACAACAGAAAAUGAUACAUGCUAAUACAUCGAAGACGCACGUUUAAAAAAGAAAGAAGACAAUUCAACUAUCUUGAAUUGAGUGUAAUUGCAGCAGCACCUAUAUAGGAGCGAAAUGGAUGUUAUUCCUAUGUGCAGCAUUUUUCAGGAGCUCCAGAUUGUACAUGACACCGGAUACUUUUCAGCUUUACCAUCUCUCGAGGAGUACUGGCAGCAGACAUGUCUGGAGUUGGAGCGGUACCUCCAGAGCGAGCCCUACGUCUCGGCCACAGACAUCAAGUUUGAGACGAGCCAGGAGGACCUCUGGAUGAUCCUGGCCUGUGGGGACAAGGCCGAGUCCGACCCAAAGAUCCUCACUAACAUUAAGGAGGAAGACAAUCAGGAGGCCAACAGCUUUAACUCCGACGCCAGCAGCGAGGCGUCCGACGGCUCCGAUGACCUCUCCCCUACCCUCGACUUCACCUCCAACCCACUGAGUGACAUUAUGGGAGAGGGAGAGGACCUGAGUUCCACUGUUAUCAGUACUCCACCAUCUUCUCCUGAGGUGAGCAAGGUGGCCUCCUCCAUAUCCUCCCAGGUGUGGAGUGGUAUACAGAACGUGUUGCACUCACCUGGGAAAAUACAGACCGGGGGCAUUGGUGGACGAACGGCGGAGAGGGGAAGCUUAGCCAACGGGGAGGAUUCUCCAGAUGGGAGGAGGCGGGUCCACAGGUGUCAUUUCAACGGAUGCCGUAAGGUCUACACGAAAAGUUCCCACUUGAAAGCACACCAGCGUACACAUACAGGUGAGAAGCCUUACAGGUGCUCAUGGGAAGGCUGUGAGUGGCGUUUUGCACGGAGUGAUGAGCUAACCAGACACUUCAGGAAGCACACUGGGGCAAAGCCGUUUAAAUGCAGUCACUGUGACAGGUGUUUCUCUCGUUCGGACCAUUUGGCGCUUCACAUGAAGAGACACAUCUAAGAGCUGGGCCCCAGAGUAGAGCAGUGUUGAGGGAUGGUCCUGACGGUCUCCUAACCUGUCUGUGGGGAGGCGCAAUGCCCUGAGAGGGGAGGAAGGGGAACAAGGGGAGCAUGCCCCAGUAAAAGCAUGCAGGCAAUUUCUGCACCAUACUUAGUGCCUCCAAGACCUCUCGGAGGAAAGAGCUCUGAAAGGUCGACACAUUCUGGAAAAAGAAUCACGGAAACCACCAAGGAUGACGGAAAAUGAAGAGAUCCGCUAGAGAGAAAUAAGAAAAUGUCAGAGGACAAGAAAUAAUGUUUUUUCUUUGUAUGGUGUCUGAUGCUUUGUGGAGUUAGUUCCUGGCCUGAACACAUGCAGUGAUACUACUCCAAUAAACGUGUUGUUUCUUGUGAGCUUGUGAGAAUGCCUGUGACUGAGUGCCUGCUUGUGGAUAUGACUAUUAAGCGUGUGGUUGUGAGCUGAAUGGCGUUGAGGGGGUGUUGUGCUGGGGGUUUAUUGUCUCGUUUUGUGGUAAUGAAUGAAUGCAAGCAAAGGUGCUGUUGUGUGGGGCAUUGGUUGAAUCUAGGCUGGGUUUGGCAGUGUGUGUCCGGGCCGCCGGUUUGAGAGAGAGCGCCCCCAUCUGAGAGGAGGUGGUAGGACACUCUUAAACGAGAUGGGGAGGAGGGAAGUGGAUUGUUUGGCGCAGAUAUAAAUUGUGCAAUGUAUUAAGUAGCGUGUCUCAAAGUUAAUGCUACCAAGCUCAUUUGUUGUCCAUUGUGUAAGCGCUGUAUCUAAUGGUUGUACACAACAUUAAUACCUUUAUUAUACCAGAAGUUGCAUGAUCUUGGGUUUGUUUGUCACUCGAUGAGUUAUAAUGAUGGCAAAUCCCAAUAACAAGCAGCUGUACAUCUGUUUUACACCAUAGAUAUCACAUUAUUGUACAGAAACAUGAAGCAGCAACUUGUUUCCUUUUGUAUGUCUGGAGAUAUCACUAUUGCUUGGCAACUGUCUUGAUCAUGGAAUAGUUUAUUUCUAUUCCAUUUAAAAAUUAAUUUCUUUAUUUUUCUUCUCUUGCUCUCCUUUUCUAUAUCUGUAAAUGCACUGUUGACCUUAAUGAUGCCUUAUGUAAGUGGCCUUGUCCAGAUAAAUAGAUCACUCACGGGGGUUGAAAUGCAGUAGUGUAUGAUUUGAAUAGCUUUAUUAAGGCUCUGAUUCAUAUGGCCACACCUUUUGCCCUUGUCUAGGUCAGUCUCCGAACUUGAAUAAAAGUCAGCUUUAUACUUACUGACAUUUUACAUUUCUGUGCAUCAUUUGUCAACAAACAUACAGUAUCUAUCUAUCCAUUGAGACGAAAUCAAAAUGUUUUGAAAAUUAUCCUUGAGCCGAGACACAAUUGUAGAGCACUUGAAACAAUUACAUUUGAAAUGGUUUACUACUGUGUAGUAGCAUAAUGUGGUAUGUCAUGCACUUAAAAUGAAAUGUGGGAUGGAAAAUUAGUUAAGUUACUGUCAAUUAUAGAGUCUCCUAGUUUGUUGGGGGGUUGAGUUCUUGUGACGUGAUCUGCUCGGUCACGAAGGCCUUGGUAAAUUAAGAUUGAUUGCAAAUAGCCAAUUCUGGUCAGACCAUGGCAUGUUUAGUGUCUGUUGAAUUGUUAAACGCUUACCUGACAUGAGUGCUCUCAAACUGACAAUGGAUGCUUAUUGACCUGUAUGGACUUGUUUUAACCCCAUACCAUUGUACAGUACAGUUGAUCUGGUCAACAGUACUGUCGGAAAGUCUCCUUUUAAAAUGUACAUUAUGGAUAUCAAAACAUGCAAAAUAUGUGUUAUUUAAAAAUAGUUUUUUUCAAAGAAGCUUAUAUUUUGCAGGGUAAGGGACCAAACAAAUCUAAAUUGUGCAGUUUGUUUAUGAAAAAACAAAGACCAGGCCACAUUUAACUUAAGGGAGUACGAAUGGCUCAACAAACUGAAAACAAAUUAUGUAUUGUUCACUUCUGAUAGUCUGCUACAGUGUUGGAGAAUGAUUUACAUUUUCUAGCUUGAACGGGGAAUGAUUCAGUAAAGAGAAAUGAAACUGAUUGUUGGAGGAAUUACACAAUGAACAGCUUUCUAUAAUCAAAAUCAAAACUGCAAAUUGUCAGCUCUAUCUUUAACUAAAGUAUCUUUAUUGAUGAAAAAAAUUGAGGUUUAUUUUUGUUUGAUUAAUGGCAUGUUUUUUUUUUCAAAUUGUUUUGUAAAAUAGUUAUUUCUGUAUGAAUGUAUUUUUUAUUGGAGUAAUGAUUUAAAAAAAAUCAAAUAUUUUGGUGUUUUUGUUCUACCUGCUUCUUGAAUCAUCAUACUGUGACCUGAUAUAAAACAUGAGCUCUUACAG